Molecule: messenger RNA, 5785 nt
Organism: Tachysurus vachellii
Lineage: Eukaryota; Metazoa; Chordata; Actinopteri; Siluriformes; Bagridae
Product: E3 ubiquitin-protein ligase SH3RF3-like
Exons: 10
Coding region: 78-2324 (748 amino acids)
Molecular function (GO): protein binding; metal ion binding
Source: RefSeq, a predicted model, not a curated record
CGCGUCGGUAUGUGUGGUCUCGCGCCGUGUUCGGUGAACGGGAUUACGUGUUAAUGCUCCGCGCGCCCUGACUGAAGAUGGACGAGUCGUCGCUGUUGGAUUUAUUAGAGUGUUCUGUGUGCCUGGAGCGGCUGGACGCGAGCGCUAAGGUGCUGCCGUGCCAACACACGUUCUGCCGUCGCUGCCUGGAAAGCAUCGUGAGCUCGCGCCGAGAGCUGCGCUGCCCCGAGUGUCGCGUGCUCGUUGAUUGCGGCGUCGACGAUUUACCGGCCAACAUCCUGCUCGUGCGCCUCCUGGACGGCCUGAAGCACCGCGCGCCGGUGCGGCCGUUAGGCUCCGCGUCGCCCCCCGGUACCGCGGUCCGGGACGCGCCCAGCGCCACGCGCAGCUCCCCGGUCAAGAACGUCCCUCAGCUGCCCUGCGGCAAGGCGCUCUAUAGCUACGAGGGCAAAGAGCCCGGUGACCUCAAGUUCAACAAGGGUGACAUCAUCAUCCUGCGACGGAAAGUGGACGAGAACUGGUACCACGGAGAGCUGAACGGCAGCCACGGUUUCCUGCCAGCGAGCUACGUGCAGUGCAUCAGGCCGCUUUCUCAAACGCCGCCGCAGGGGAAAGCGCUCUACGACUUUGAGAUGAAGGACAAAGAGCAGGACAAAGACUGUCUGACCUUCACUAAGGAUGAGAUUCUGACGGUGAUCCGCCGAGUGGAUGAAAACUGGGCAGAAGGCAUGCUGGGAGAUAAGAUUGGCAUUUUCCCCAUCCUCUAUGUGGAGCUGAAUGAAGCAGCCAAGCAGCUGAUGGAGAUGGAUAAACCAGUCCCCGGGCCGAGUGCUGACUCAGAAACCCCAGAAACUUGCCAGGGUGAUGUCCAUGGCGACGCCCCACGGCAACGAGCAGAAGGUAAGAAGAAUGCAAAGAAGCGUCACUCGUUCACAGCCCUGAGCGUCACACAGCGCACAGCACUCGCUAACAACAACCGCCACUCUAUGGAAAUCAACGCGUCUGAUCCCAGAGCAAGGGUUGGAGAGUACGCUCAUCUCAGCUCCAGCGCUCCCACCUCACAGGACUCAUCGUUUAACGCUGGAGGAGUGGUGCAGCCUCGGGUGACUCCGACCACUGGAGAGCUUCUUGCUGCUGCAAAGGUUCAGCUUCCUCUAAACAUCUACUUGGCUUUGUACGCAUAUAAACCACAGAAGGCCGAUGAGCUGGAGCUGAGAAAAGGAGAAAUGUACCGUGUGAUGGAAAAGUGCCAAGAUGGUUGGUUCAAGGGAACGUCUCUGCGCAGCGGCGCCUCCGGAGUUUUCCCCGGGAAUUACGUCACACCUGUGUCCAGAGCUCCAUUUGCUGUUGGCCAAUCACGUCCCUGCAUUCCCGGGUCAGUGAUUAAGCCAGUUCCUGGUUCUCCCGGAUCUCCUCGUCCCUCCAGCCCCAUCCUGAUUGGUCCUGCUUCUCGUGUUGUCCCUCACAUGACCACAAACCCUUCACUGGUCACAAGCCCCACCCCUUCACUGGUCACAAGCCCUGCCCCUUCAAUGUCCUCAAGCCCCGCCUCCUCUCCUCACCUGAAGAACUGCCUCCGAAUGUGCAGCCAGCCACAGCUGGGAGGCAGUCCUCACUCCUCCCCCUCUCGAUCCCCCACCCCUCUGUGUACUCGCCCCUCGAUGAUCUCAUCUCCUCAGGUCCACCCAGUAAACUCACUCAAUUUGGGCGUCACCCAUCUGAAUGGGGCGGAGCCUCUGGAAUGUCCAUCAUCACCUAAGCUGGAGGAAAAGAAAGCUGAGAAGAAGGAAAAAAAGAGUGGAGUCCUCCUCAAGCUGCUGAAGAAGAAGUCUCGCUCACCGCCGUCCUCGUCCCCAACUCAUGACCCUACGUCCUCUUCGUCCUCGUCCUCCACCUCCUCCUCGUCUUCUGCAGCUGCUCACGGAGCCACAGCGGCAGAUUUUCAGGUGUUUAGUCGUGCCGGCUCGUGCCCCAUCGAGAGCGACAUGCAGGGAGCCGCCGGCAUCGAACCUCUCAACAGGAAGUGCGGCUCGCUCGACCUCGACCUGGCGCCACGACAACCCUUUUUCUCUGUCACUUCCUCUUCCUCAUCCUCCACUUCCGGUUCUGUGAUGCUGGCCAUCCGUCCUGAACCUAAACCUUUAUCACGUGAGAGGUAUCGUGCUGUGGUGCCGUAUCCUCCCCAAAGUGACGCUGAAAUCGAGUUGAAGCAGGGCGACAUCGUCUUCGUGCACAAGAAGCGUGAUGAUGGCUGGUAUAAAGGAACGCUGCAGCGCACCGGCCGCACCGGACUUUUCCCCGGCAGCUUUGUUGAGAUCUUCUGAGGAUUCUGAGGAAAACCACAAGUUUUGCUGAGUUUCCUGGUUUCACACAGAGCCUGUAAGCGCUCAGAACAGUGAAUCACAAAAAUCCAACAGCUUGACGAAUGUUUGUGGAAAAAAAGGUUUACAGAGUUUCUGCAUUUAAAAAAUGUAUAAAAAAAAAAAAAAAACAUCUCAGAAGCUAAAUAGUCCAUUGGGUCUCCAUCGUCUGUUCAGACUGAUACCUCAGAGUCCUUGUCCACUUCACAGUCAUCCAACGAGCACAACAGACUUCACUCACACACACACACACACACACACACACACACACACACCUCACAACAAUGCCUUUUACACAAUGAACCUGAGGAAUGUUCACCUCUCUUCACCUGCCUCUGUUUGUUGUGUACACACAACAUCAAAAUCUCGAUGUUUACAUGACCAAUUAACACACACUGAUAUCCCUGAACAUGUUUGUUUGUUUUCCCUCAAACAAAGAAAAAUUUCGUGAAAAUCAAUUUAAAAUGCUGACAGUAGGGGGCGACUCAGUGAGCCACGCCCACCUUUACAACAUAAGUACACAUGUGGGCGGGGCUUAAAUGUAACUGUCCAGAAUAACUUUUAUAGGCCAGACAUCGGUGGACUGAUUGAUUAAACACAGAAUUUUCCACAGCACUGAAGGUGAAGAGUAAAAUAACAUUGUUCAGUCUGGACUGGGAGUUAGUGUGUUUAGUGUGAACAUGUGAACAUCUCUGAACACCUUCACGGCUGAAGGAACAACAACCUGCGGCUCAUUAACUCCCUGAAUGUUAGUGUUUACAGAAUUUUACUGUUUACCUCAAACUCUGCCUCCGUCCAUCGAACCGUCCAGUGAGCAAAUUUUAGCACAAACGUCCACCAGGACGAAGAAACACAAACCCAUAAGAAGGCCACAGGAAUGAUGGAGAGACUGGUUUCUGCUCCAGCUCUUAAAUGCACGUUAGUCUGAAGGACAUCAGUUUAUAUGUCACUGAUUUAAUGCUGACUUUUAUUAAGGAUUUAAAACGAUUUAACAAACAGUUUAAACGGACAAGAAUCAAAGGAUUUCUGUCUCUAAGCCUCCUUUAUAAAGAUCUUUAACAUUUCAUUCUGAAAGUUUACCACAAAAUCAACACCACAACAACACUACAGUAGAACAACACAAUACAACACAAUGCUACAUUUUAACACAACACCACAACAACACUACAGUAGAGCAACACAAUACAACACAACAUCAGAACAGCACAACAGGAAGACAACGCCAUAAGACUGCAUCAACACCACAAUAGCACAACACUAAAACACCACACCAAAACUCUACACAACACUAAAACACCACACCAAAACUCUACACUACACUAUAACACCACACUACACAAUACCAAGCUACACUACACUACAAUAUCACACAACUCUACACUACAACACAACACCAAAACUCUAUACUACACUACAACACAACACAAUGCUACAUAACAACACUACAUUAGAACAACACAAUACAACACAACAUCAGAACAGCACAACAGGACGACAACACCAUAAGACUGCAUCAACACCACAAUAGCACAACACUACAACUAUACAACAGCACAAUAUUACAACACCAUAAGAAUAUAUUUCAACAAAAUCUUUACAAUAAAACAAUAUUACAGCACAACAACAUCACAACACUACAACAAUGAGAACACAGCAGUACAAUAAUCCUCAACUCUCAAAACCACAACAAAACGACACUAAAGCUCUCAUACGGAAACUAUUCAGUGUUCACACACACACACACACACACACUCUCUCUCACACACAUGCGCACAGCGUGUUGAUACCCAGUGAGCGACUACUCAGGCAGUGUGUGGAGUCAGCAGAUGGUAGUCAGACUCUCCUGAGGUGUCUCACUUUCACUCCUGUUUCUCCUCACAGAGGAAGCUGUGAAAGUGGAGAUGUUUCUCUGAACAAUGUGAAAUGAUCCUCACUGUCAUGAUCAGAUUAGCAUUGGCACGCACACUGGAGUCACAGACGUAGCACAACGUUCAGCCUCCAUUCACAGAAUAUAGCACAAAUGUGAUCAAAUGAACAGACGUUCACCAGUAAGGGGGUGGAGUUAGCAUUAGCACUACAGGCUAGCAAAACAUUCCGGAUUUAGUGACAAUUGUUAUCACACAUUUAUGGAAUUUACCUCACAUUUUAAUGGAGACUUCAUGAGCUUUCUGGAAAAUUUAACAACAUAAAUUGUUAUAAAUUGUUGAAUAAAUUAGCAUCAAUCUACCAGCAACAGAAAGAAUUCAGCACAAAUUCAGCAGCAAUUUACUUUAAUAAACAAAUCAAUAAGUGGACUGGUGGAGUCUCACUUCAUUCACACUGCACUUCUCUUCCGUCUCUAACACAGCGUAUAACGAAGCCAACACCUCGCCUGCUGUCCGCAUCGCCAAACUCAUCUGCUGCUUUUAUUUAUUUAUUAUUUUCUAUACAUUUGAUCCAGUGUACAAAUAUUACUUUUAUUUUAUAAAAAAGAUGUUUUUACGAUUUUGUGUUGAAACGUAUACAAAUGUUGUUUUCCUUUAUUUAUGUUGAUUAUCAUUGCUAUGAAUUUGCACCACAGAAUUGUGUACUUCAGCAUGCUAACUAGCUCUGUCAACUCAGGCCAUUGUUUCCUUCUGGUUGUCUCAAAGUCAUAUUAGCCUGAUUAGCUAACAUUAGCUAAUCAGUUUUCCCAUCUAUGAGGAGAGUAAUUUACUUCAAGCUAACUAAGCUAACUGUUAUUUGGUGCAGCUCUGUAGCUAGCGAGCUACCUCGCAGGUCACUUUAACAGACUCUGUUUUACAGCGAGUCAUUUGUGAAUGUUUGAGGUUUUAAAGUCCAUUAUUUUAGCUUUAUGGGUUAUUUUUCCUCCAAAACAAAGAUUUAUCAAUUUGUUAGAAAUAUUAUGUUUGACUUAUUUUAGCUAGCUAGCUAAUUUAGCACUAAUUUGUUACCCCCUUACUGAUUAAAAUAGCUAGCAAAGCUACGUUAGCAAAUUAUUUCUGUUCUAAAGCUUGUUUAUAGCUAGCAAUAAAACAGAGGCUGUUUUUUUUUCCAACUAUAAGAAAUAUAAAUGUUUACCAGAGCGUUGUGGGAAUAAACUCACCAAUGUAACCAUGGCAACAGCUAGCAAGGUGCAGUAAAGGCUUCAAUUAGGGCUUGACAGGUUCAGAAGGCACAAAGGAACUCGGUACUGAGACAAAACCUUUUUUUGGUUGUUUUUUACAGACUGAAACUCUUCGGAUCUGUUUUGUUCCUGUUUCCUUUUCUCUCUCAUUUGUGAAUUUAGUGCCAAUAUUCUCACAAGCACAAGUGUGUCUCCAUGUUGGAGAUCCGGGGAUCAUAUUUUAAAGAGAAACACGACUGAGUUGGGAAGAAAAAAGAAUAUUUAAAAAAAAUAUAUUGUGAAAAGAUAUUUAUAGGCCACUGGUGCUACAGUUGAGAUA